CUUAACUACAUUUAUUUAUCCCAUCUGUUGUGCGGUUUAGGGGAUAUGGCCACUACGAACGAAACACACCAAGUAUUGCAUUGGCACUAUACCAAUUGGCCCGACUUCGGUGUCCCAUGUUCCCCCAGUGGAUUACUCAAUUUCCUGUGGACCGUACAACAUCCCACGGUAAUACACUGCAGUGCCGGUGUGGGACGCUCUGGUGCUUUCGUCCUCAUCGAUCUGGCUCUUUAUCUGGUGAGUUCCCCGGUGUUUGUUCGUUAUCCGCAGAUCAUAUCAUGGCUGAACACCCUAGCAGUGCCCGUCCAUCAAACCCCAAUACAUACACAAAAUAAAAACAAUUUCAUACUCCAUCAGUCGUCGCCCAAGAUAAUCAGGACCGCGCUGCCCAUUGCAUCGAGCAGGGUGGGUAGUGAUAAGUGGGCUACUGCUGAGAUAUCCCAACCUUUGUUUAAUUAUUUGUCUUCAGUACUCAGCCCUCUCCCUUUUCCCCUUCUUCCGACCUGUAAUAGCCCCUCAUGCAACUUAGAUGUCGCCCGCCAAAGAUCGUUGCCAAAUAGCACUGUAUUAUAUCUCGAAACGAAUUGCAGAUUCUAG
Echinostoma caproni is the source of this 597-nucleotide messenger RNA. The record is from the annotation of a GenBank genome assembly. NCBI's taxonomy places the organism in Eukaryota, Metazoa, Platyhelminthes, Trematoda, Plagiorchiida, Echinostomatidae.